GUUUGGUGGAAGUUACUGCAGCCAAAGCAGAAACAACCACUUUAAAAGUCAUUUUCUCAAAACCAUGACUUCUCAAAGUCAUUAAAACAUACAUUGUUUGUGUUUAAUUUAAAUUCUAUCACUAGUCUUUGAAUUGCCUAAUUUAAAUUGCCUCUAGCAGUGUUGCUAUAGUACUAUAGUAAGCUAUAGUACUUGUUUUUAAACUAGAUUACUAAAUUAAUCUACUCCAAACAAGAGUGGGAGAGGUCAUAAAUCAAUAAAGUAUCAUUAAUAUGAUGCUAGACAGCUCUGCAUAAAACAUGAGAGACUGUGGUUUAGAAAACAAAAAAAGACCAGCUGAUUAGAAGUACAACCCACAACAGACGCGUACUAACACAGACUUCAGCAGUUUUCAUCUCCGUGAUCAUACACUCACUACAGGACUUUAAUUUCUCCUUUUCUGAGCUGCUGAAGGAAAUGUUUUGCUUGUCUGCUUUUUGCUGUUUGUGCUUUUGGCAUCAGGUUGUGUUUGCUGAUCCGGAGUCAGUGUCAGUGACGGAGGGAGAAUCAGUCACUCUACAGACUCGUGUUACUGAAAUACAGACAGAUGAUCUGAUAACAUGGACAUUUGGACAUUCAACGACUCUUAUAGCUCAAAUCAAUAAAGUGGAGGGAAUUGUCUCCACAUAUGAUGAUGUUCUUGAUGGGAGAUUCAGAAACAGACUGAAGCUGGACGAUCAGACUGGAUCUCUGAUCAUCACAAACACCAGAACCACAGACUCUGGAAAUUACACAGUAAACAUCAAAGGCACAAAUAAGACCACAUACAGAUUCAAUCUUACUGUCUAUGCUCGUCUGUCUGUUCCUGUCAUCAGCAGAAACUCUCCACAAUGUUCAUCAUCAUCAUCAUCA
Molecule: messenger RNA, 891 nt
Organism: Cyprinus carpio (common carp)
Lineage: Eukaryota; Metazoa; Chordata; Actinopteri; Cypriniformes; Cyprinidae
Product: SLAM family member 5-like
Exons: 3
Source: RefSeq, a predicted model, not a curated record